UGCCUAGGAUGGGGGGCAAAUCCCACCUCCGCCCUGUGUGCAUGGAGUUUUCAUGUUCUCCCUGAGCUUCAGGAGUUUCCUUCCCCAGUCCAAAGACAUGUGUAGUAGGCUAAUUGGCAUCUCUAUAUUGUUCGUAGUGAGCGAAUGUGUGUGCGAUUGUGCCCUGCAAUGGGUUAGCACGUCAUCCAGAGUGUCCCCUGGCUCCAGGCUCCCCACGACCCUGUGUAAGAUAAGCAUUACAGAAGAUGGAUGGUUACAGAAGAUAGAUAGAUCCCUUAUAUAUAAUUAUAUAUUUAUUUAGAUGUAGCUCAAUAGGUGUUAUUUUAACUUGGUCUAUUCAUAGUUUUAGGGCUUUUAUAUUGUUAAACACUCUACCAUUAAAGAUCGCGGAUGUGUCUCAGCUGCAUUUCUGUACUCAGUAGGUUUGCAGUGGAGAAGAGUGGGUUUUUAUUUCACUCUGGAAAAGUGCUUCUGUACAGCUGUAAGUAAAGUUUGUUUGUGUCUUCAUUGUGUCAGAAUCUCCUGUAGUGAAUGACCAAUAGCAGCUGAUCAUCAAGAACAAUGUACAGUGUGCAGUCUGCUUUGCUUGGAUUGACAUCAUUAAUUGUAAAAUAUGCCACAUAGUAUCACCUGGUAUCGGCUGUCAAUAUCAGGGUAUCUUUUACGAGUAAAUGGUAUGGUUUUGGGCCGAUACCCGAUACCAGUACUGGGAUUGAUGCAUCCCUUAAACUUUGAUGUAGAACUAAUUAGUGACUGUGGAUUUGUCCAGUUGUUCUACUGGCCCAUGAAAUACUUUGUUUUAGUCUUAUAAUAAUAAUAAUAAUAAUAAUAAUAAUAAUGUAGCCUACAGUAUGUAUACAUUUUUCACAUACUGUGGUGAUAUGCGGUUGUAACAGUAGCCAUGAAGAGAUAGGCAAAGACAUUUGUUACAUCAUGAAAAAAUAUGCUUUACCUCCUCAGCCAAGCAUAAAAACUUUCCCCAAAUAGGCAUUUUAUUUUUAUUUUUCAUAUCCGUUAUUUCAAUUCAAGUUUUAAAUUUGAUAUUGUCAAAAAAAAAGCAUUAUACAUACAUACAUACAUACAUACAUAUAUUAAUUCAUAAUAAAUUAGUAAUCAAAUUAUUUAAAGUAUGGGAAACCCACUAAUGUUUCCUAUAUGUCAUUAUUUGUAGAGCAAUAGUUUAGCUAGCAUAGUUUCAGGCCCUGAAAACUCCUCCAACAAGCCUGAGAACAAUAAAACAAGCUUCUUUCAGUUGCCUGGUUACUAAAGAAAACACAGCCAGCUUAAAUAAUGCCAGAGCACUGUUCCGAAUGUCUUGGAAAAGGGAGAAGCAAGCAAAUCGUUUUUAUUUACAGGCUAGUGAGACUGGAUUGUGAAUAAUUCAUAUGGAAGAAGUCUCAAGAAUAGAGAAACAGCUUUAAAGAGGACGGAGCAGCUUCUCUGAGCUAGAGACGUGAAGCUAUCUGGUGGUAGAUCUGCCUCUGGAACAGCAGAAAUGGCAAAGGGUAAAAGGAAAUCAAAUGACCCCAAAGGCCGAAAAAUCACGCUUAAGAUGGCCAAGAAUGCUGUGAAGCUGACGAUGGACGGCAAGCGCCGUUUAGACCUCAGCAACAUGGAGAUCACCACUUUCCCUAAGUGUAUCCUCAAACUAUGUGAUGUGGAUGAACUGGACCUGAGCCGCAACAUGCUGAAGAAGAUUCCAGACUUACUCAACAAGUUUGUCAACCUGCGCCUGCUAGACCUGCAUAGCAACCAUCUGGAGCAGCUUCCAGAGGCCAUUGGUCACCUGCAGAAGCUCCAAAACUUCAAUGUGUGCAACAACAUGCUAACCACCUCCGGGAUCCCACGUACACUCGGCCUCCUUAGGAACCUGAAGAAACUCAACCUGGGCAUGAACCGCAUCGAGACGGUUCCACCUUUCAUUGCAGGACUGAAGGAGUUAAGCGAGCUUGGGCUCUUCAACAACCUUCUGACUCAAAUUCCACAGUGGCUAGAGAAUUUGCCCAACCUUUGCAUGCUCAAUGUCAAGUGCAACCCACUACCUUUAGAAAAUCCACCAAAACUAGACCCGAUUCAAAGGGUAGAAUGUCUCUACUUGGUCAGGAAGGAUUGCCUUUGUAGUAAAUGCCUCAAGAAGUGUAAAGAAGAGAGAGAGAGGCUGGACCAAAGGCUUAGUGGAAGCUCAGUGCAGAGAAAAGCCAUCAUUGCUGGGUUACUUAUGACUAAUUCCACAGAGCAGGGUGAUGAAGCAGUGUCCAGAUAAAGGCAAUGUGUGAACCUGAAAAACUGUACUCUGAUUCAUAUGAAAAAUAAAAAUUGCAUACUGAAUAUAUUAAUGAUCAUAAUUAAAUCAUUAUUAUACUACAGCGUUGAUUGGUCAGAAAGUGAUGAUAAGAUGUCAAUCACUGAUAAGUUAAAACUUUCUAUAAAGACAUCUUCAUUUAACCUUUUUGGAUGAUGUCUCCAGUGUUAGCACUUUGUAACAGUCUGAGGUAAAGCUGUAAUUUUAACAAGAGGAAAGUCUUCAGGAGAAAGGACGUUGUCUUCUGUGGCUUCCUGGAAUGUGUUAUUUUUCUUGCUAACUUGCUAAGAGAAACUGGGCAAUGGCUGUUUAUAAUGACUGUUUAGCUGUUAAAAGUGAUAACAGGAACUAGCUUGUUUCAUGGAUGUUUCAUAAUAUUAAAUGUAACUGUAAAUGAAUACAAAGUACAAUGUGUUGUUUUUUUGAUAAAUUAAAGUUGUACUUGUUGGAAAACUGCUCUGUGUAAAAAUUGUCGGCUACGCACUGCUCAGAAAGAAAAAAAAAGCAGUGUAAAACUCUUUUCCACAUCUUUUCAGCUUAGCAGUCAGCAGUUUUGUAGGUCACUCAUCAUUUUUGGCUUCAGUUCCUCACAGCCACAUACACAAACAUCACCUUCUCACUGCAGACUAAACCCUCUAGACCAUAUCUCCACCUGCUACACUGUGGUAUAAGAAGAAUAAAACACUUCAGGAUGUGCUGUUAUAGGAAAAUAAUCAACUUCAGGGUGGAACAUUGGGCUGCCCAUUGUUACUUUGUCUUUUUUUUACUAUAACAGCGUGCCCAAUAUUUUAGUCCUUAUCACUAAAUA
Molecule: messenger RNA, 3110 nt
Organism: Pangasianodon hypophthalmus (striped catfish)
Lineage: Eukaryota; Metazoa; Chordata; Actinopteri; Siluriformes; Pangasiidae
Gene: lrrc18b
Product: leucine rich repeat containing 18b
Exons: 2
Coding region: 1496-2263 (255 amino acids)
Molecular function (GO): protein binding
Source: RefSeq, a predicted model, not a curated record